GCCCCGCCCCCGCCCCGCGCGUCGUCAUGGCGGCGGCCGGAAGGGGCGGGGCGGAGGCGCUGAGACUUCCGGGAGCGGCGCCGGGGCCGGCGGGGGACCAUGAGCUGGAUACCGUUCAAGAUUGGGCAGCCCAAGAAACAGAUUGUACCCAAGACAGUGGAGAGAGACUUUGAAAGGGAAUAUGGAAAGCUUCAGCAACUGGAAGAUCAGACCAAAAAACUUCAGAAGGAUAUGAAGAAAAGCACAGAUGCAGACUUGGCCAUGUCCAAGUCAGCUGUCAAAAUCUCGUCGGACCUGCUGUCUAACCCGCUCUGCGAACAGGACCCCGUCUUCCUGGAGAUGGUCACAGCCUUUGACACAGCGAUGAAGAGGAUGGACUCUUUCAACCAGGAGAAGGUGAAUCAGAUCCAAAAGACAGUCAUAGAGCCUUUGAAAAAAUUCAGCAGCGUGUUCCCCAGCCUGAACGUGGCGGUGAAGCGGCGCGAGCAGACGCUGCAGGACUACAAGCGCCUGCAGUCCAAGGUGGAGAAGUACGAGGAGAAGGAGAAAACCGGCCCUGUCCUCGCCAAGCUGCACCAGGCCCGCGAAGAGCUGAGGCCGGUGAAGGAGGACUUCGAAGCCAAGAACAAGCAGCUCCUGGAGGAAAUGCCCAAGUUCUAUAGCAGCCGCAUUGAUUACUUCAAACCCAGCUUCGAGUCGCUGGUCCGCGCGCAGGUCGUCUACUACACGGAGAUGCACAAGAUCUUCGGCGAGCUGACGGCGCAGAUCGACGAGCCGGGCCUCAGCGACGAGCAGCGGGAGCGGGAGCACGAGGCCAAGCUGGGCGAGCUGCGGGCCUUGUCCAUCGUGGCCGACGACUGACCGCGGGGCCGGGGGCGGGAGCCGGUGACGAGGCAGGCGCUGGAAAUCCCCCGCUCUGCUGCAGCGCGCCAGCCCCGCUUCCUGCCGCCUCCCUCCCGGGAGCCGCCGGCCGCCGCCGCGUUUUUAACCUCUUGCUGCUCCCCCCUCUCCCCGCGCCGCCCUGGGCUCCUGCCGGCACCGGCACCGGCGCGCGGCGCUUCGGGAAACAGGCGGCUCUUUCCCAAAAGCGGUUUCCCAACCCUGGCUGAGCCUGUUCUGCCCUCCCUGUUUUCCUAAGUGCUGCAGUUUCUUUAAAUGAGCGCUUGUUGCGCAGCAGGGAAACAAGGCGGUGGAGGAGAGGCAGCGGCUGCGCCCCGCACGCCUGGCCCCGGCCCCACGCAGCCCCUGCGCAGCCCCACGGCCCUGCCCGGGCAGCGGGAAGGAGUCACUGCCGCCCCGGCUGCUCGCUCGAUGCCUUAAGAGCCCAGCAGCAGCAGCAGGGAGGGCAAAAUUGCCCUGCGCGGUGCAUUUUGGAGGGGGCAGGAAAGGGGCGCUGAAGGUUCUGCUCCCUGCGCCGAGCAGCAGAAGAUGCUGCGUCCUUCGCAGACAAGGGGAAUAGAGCCGGGGCUGAAAAAGGGAAAUCCCACCUCACGGUGAAAAGCAGCAGCAGCAAAGCCGGGGAAAGGGGCAGUGCCUGGCGGCACGGGGGGCUGCACAGCCAGGAGGGCAGCAGGCUCCUCGCUGCUCCGUAGUCGGUGCCUUGGGGAGGGGAAGCCCGUCUCGGCCGGCCUCGCCGCACGCUGCGGCACACGAGGACCAGGCCCUUCUGUUCCAAUAAAGUUCUUCCCAGAGCCA
Dromaius novaehollandiae (emu) is the source of this 1695-nucleotide messenger RNA. It is a transcript of the gene BIN3, whose product is annotated as bridging integrator 3. Gene Ontology annotation, molecular function: protein binding; lipid binding. Gene Ontology annotation, biological process: plasma membrane tubulation; actin cortical patch localization; endocytosis. Gene Ontology annotation, cellular component: actin cortical patch; cytoplasm. The transcript has 9 exons. The record is from RefSeq and is a predicted model, not a curated record. Bases 100 to 861 code for a protein of 253 amino acids. NCBI's taxonomy places the organism in Eukaryota, Metazoa, Chordata, Aves, Casuariiformes, Dromaiidae.